AUGCUUCUUGUGCCUCCCUUGUACACUCCUCAUCUACUCAUGUCUAUUACCUGACCUCGACCUCCCCGAUGCGCCACUGUCUUCUGCUUCCGCACACUUCCGUCUGCGACGUCUGGCUGCGUGAAUGGCGCGCUCACACAUCGCCGUCGCCUUGGGCGCCGCCCUCAUUGCCUCGCUGAUUAUCGGGCAGCUUGUCAUAAACCUAGGAUUCCCCUCGGUCGACUUCUGGCACUGGAGGCUGGAUCAGACCUAUGGUGGAGUUCAGCAGACACACUUUCUGGGGGAGAAGCAGAGUGGCGAGCUGGUAGACGACCCGUCGUCGUACCUUAUUGGCGUAGGCAAGGCGGACAUCACUGGACCCGUGGUAGAGCUCAAUCUCAUGGGCUAUGCGAACUCGUCCCAAGUCGGUACCGGUCUACGUCAACGUCUCUACUCCCGCGCCUUCAUUGUGGGCAACCCGAGCGACACCAGCGAGCGCUUCGUAUACAUGGUCUUGGACACCCAAUCUGGGGAUACUGCGAUUCGCAAUGGCAUUCUGGAGGGGCUUAAGGAGCUGGGACCCGAGUACUCCGUAUACACCAAGAAGAACGUAGCCGUAACCGGCACACACAGUCAUGCUGGACCUGGAGCUUGGUUAAACUAUUUGCUCCCACAGAUCACGAGCUUAGGGUUUGACAAGCAAAGCUACCGUGCCAUUGUGCAAGGAGCUCUUCUGUCGAUCCAGAGGGCGCACCAGGGUCUAGCGCUGGGAACCAUCAGUGCUGGAAGCACCAAGAUUGCCGACGCGAAUAUCAACCGGAGUCUGUUUGCAUAUUUGGCAAACCCGAAGGCAGAACGAGAUCGCUACACAGACGAUGUGGACAAGACGAUGACGCUGCUGAAGUUUACGAGAGCUAGCGACGGCAAGAGCAUUGGCAUCUUGAACUGGUUCGCCGUCCACGGUACCAGUCUGCUUGGAAAUCAGACGCUCGUUGCUGGAGACAACAAGGGUGUGGCUGCAUACCUACUUGAAGAACACAUUGCGGCGAAUGCAGGAGCAGCGAACGCCGCUGAGGGUUUCGUCGCAGGUUUCUCACAGGCCAACGUCGGCGACACAACGCCCAAUGUCCUUGGUGCCUAUUGUGAAGAUGGGACGAACCAGCAGUGUAGGCUCAACGAUAGCACUUGUGGAGGCAAGAGUCAGAAUUGCCACGGCCGUGGCCCAUACUAUGGUCUAAACGACGGGGGCGCCAAGUCAUGCUACGAGAUUGGAAAUCGUCAGUUCCUAGGAGCGAAGAGCAUCUACGAGUCUACUGCCUUCACAUCAAUUUCCGGCAAAGUGCGCUCAUUUCAUACCUUUGUUGACUUCUCCAACUUUACAUUCACGCUCAGCAACGGUUCCGUUGUCCACACGUGUCCUGCGGCCAUGGGUAACUCCUUUGCAGCAGGCACAUCUGACGGACCGGGCGCCUUCGACUUUGUCCAGAACGACCCUGGAGCUCCCGAAAACCCCUUUUGGAAUGUGGUCGGCGGCCUCAUUGCCCCUCCAAGCGAAAAGCAGAAGAAGUGCCAGUACCCCAAGCCUGUUUUGCUCAAUGUAGGAGAGGCGAAUACACCAUACCCGUGGUCCCCGAACAUUGUAGACAUUCAGGUCCUUCGUGUUGGCCAAUUCGUCAUCAUUGUAUCUCCCGGCGAGGCGACGACCAUGUCCGGCCGUCGCUGGCGCGAAGCAGUCUACAACUCGGUCAAAGCCUCGAAUAUUGCUUCUUCACCCAUUGUUGUCUUGGGUGGGCCCGCAAAUAGCUACACGCAUUACAUUGCCACGGAAGAAGAAUACAGCAUCCAGCGGUACGAGGGUGCAUCGACGCUUUAUGGUCCACACACACUCAACGCGUACAUCAACUCCACUUUGACGUAUUUGCCCUACCUAGCUGAUGGUGCGACCGGCUCCCCACCAGCUGGCCCUAGCCCGCCAGAUAACCGUGAGAAGAGCAUAUCGCUCAUUACAGGCGUUGUAUACGAUGGCGCCGGCCUCGGUCGCUCUUUUGGGCAGGUUACAAAGGAUGUCUCACCCUCGUAUGCCCGCGGUGCUCUUGUCACCGCUACCUUUGUCGGUGCGAAUCCGCGCAAUAAUCUCCGUCUCGAAGGGACGUUUGCCGCUGUAGAGACACAGCAGAGCGAUGGAUCGUGGAAACAAGUCAAGAACGACGAGGACUGGGAGCUCGUCUAUCAGUGGAAGAGGGCCAAUGGAUUGACGGGGACGAGUGAUGUAACGAUCACGUGGGACACGGGUGUCACUUCCCCCGGAGCGGGGUCGUAUAGGUUUAAAUACUAUGGGGAUAGUAAGGCGGUUGGGAAGCCUAUUAGUGCGUUUGAAGGGACGAGUGGUGUGUUUAAGCUUACUUAGUGUGUGUGUGUGUGUCUGUGUGGGUGCUGUUGAGACUAGUUCGGUGUAUAGUGUUUAGCUUUCGCGAAUGAGAUUUAACGGUACUACGUCUUCUCUCAAGUGUAACACUGGAGUGAUGGUACCGUGGACGAGACACGAACAUAUAAACUUGUACACCACUUAUU
Molecule: messenger RNA, 2550 nt
Organism: Cucurbitaria berberidis CBS 394.84
Lineage: Eukaryota; Fungi; Ascomycota; Dothideomycetes; Pleosporales; Cucurbitariaceae
Product: neutral ceramidase precursor
Exons: 2
Coding region: 125-2386 (753 amino acids)
Biological process (GO): long-chain fatty acid biosynthetic process; ceramide catabolic process; sphingosine biosynthetic process
Cellular component (GO): extracellular region
Molecular function (GO): N-acylsphingosine amidohydrolase activity
Source: RefSeq, a predicted model, not a curated record